This is a messenger RNA of Penicillium subrubescens, 483 nucleotides long. RefSeq lists its product as uncharacterized. The record is from RefSeq and is a predicted model, not a curated record. The coding region runs from base 1 to 483 and encodes 160 amino acids. Lineage: Eukaryota; Fungi; Ascomycota; Eurotiomycetes; Eurotiales; Aspergillaceae. The transcript has a single exon.
AUGAUCCCUAUCGAGAUGAACCUUGCCAAUUCAACGAACGUAGCUUUCAAGAAGGCGGAAAGACAGACUAACGCACGAGAUAGACGAGAACUUCACCAAGGACCCAAUGUCCGUUGGGUGAACGUUCGAUUCUCGGAGCAUGAGGGCCACUUGACCGGGUAUAGACUCCUGCUCAAGAUGCGGUCUGCUAUCCAGAACCAUGAGGCUACUACUACCACAACGCCGCAGUGCGCUGAUGAACCUUUUUGGGUCUCCAUUAAGGUGGUUGGGCCUGUGGAAAACCAACGGGGACGUUAUGGAGGCUUCGCGACACGGGAGGCAGUAUUGAGCGCGGCCAAGGAUGUCGUUGUAGAGUGGCUGGGCCGUGUGCGUGAUGAGGGACUGCCUUUUGAGAAGGAUGUUGUCUUUCGCAGGGCUCACGGUCGUAACUCGGCUCCGCGACUUUAUGCUCUUUCAGAGUCUUCGCGAAACGCUGCGCACUGA